AAUUUAUCCAGUUUGUAUACGUCUGAAAAACAGGAGUUUUGAAGAGAUCAAUAUAUCGCUCGCAUGGAUCAUUAAUUAGCUCAAUUAUUGUACGAUUGUACGAUGUCAGAAAAAACCUUUUAAGACGUUACUAUGAAACCCACUAUGUGUCUCAGAAAACAUUUCAUUUGCUACAGAAUGGAAGCUGUAUGGCGCCAAAGAGUCUACGCAAUAUUGAUUCGGGUUAAAUUUUGGUCGGAUGAAAUCGGUAAGGAAUUGAAGAAGCUCAGUGAAAAAAUGACAAGGAAAUCCAUGGUCAAAGAGAGUUUCGGUCGAUUGAAGGACCAAUUGUAUCGGGUGAAUGGUGACUUUCUCACUGAGAAGAUUGCUAAAGACUUGGAGGAACUAAUGUAUAAAAAGGAAACUGCCACAAAGAGAAUUGCGGAAUUUGCAGAAUACCUCUCGUUUCACAGAAAAAAGGACCAAUUAUUUCCAAAUGGAACUUACCAUUAUUUCAACGCGGACAAUUUCACAGAGAAAGGGAGCACCACUCCAUCAAUUGCAUGGGAUUUUGACUUGCAGAACUACACAAAAAAAUCAGAAUGUAGAUGGUGGUGUCACCUCAAUAAUGCUAGUGUUGAAAAGGGUUUGAUAGACCAAAUAUUUCGAGCCAAGAAAGAGUCCGUUAUUCCAGAGUGUGACUGUGAUUUUAGCGAUGCUAUAGAGGAGAGCCGAGAAUGGGGGUUCUACAAAAAUAUGUCUAUGCGCUAUAACGAUCAUUUUGAAACUGAAGUCAACAUGAAUAUUAGUAUAAUUAAAACACCGCUGAAUGUGUAUGAUAGAGAACAAGAUAUUUUAGAGGGUGCAAGAUGGACAGAACCGCUAGAUAUGAUUUUCAAAGAGAAUUUCGAACUUGAUCCUACGUUAACAUGGCAAUAUUUCACUAGUCCCUUUGGCUACAUGAGGCAUUAUCCAGCUGUGAAGUGGUCCAGCGAACCGUAUGACCAAACAUAUGACAUGAGGACCAGAUCUUGGUAUACUGAAGCGAUGACGUCCCCAAAGGACAUAGUUAUACUGCUGGAUAAUUCAGGUUCCGCUUGGGAAGGUUUGAAAAUGAAAGUUGGGGCACUUUUGAUCAACAACAUCCUGGACACCCUGAACGACAACGAUUUCGUCAAUAUUUUCUUAUUUAACAAUACAACACAACCGUUGGUGCCUUGCUUUGAAGAUACUCUAGUUCAGGCAAACGAAGAAAAUUUGAGGCUGUUGAGAGAAUCACUUUCUGUUUACACCAUUGAAUAUCAUGCUGAUAUAAAAAUCGGCUAUACAAAAGCUUUUGAAAUAUUAGAACGCUACCGAGCAAACCGUGGAGGUGCGCGUUGCAAUCAGGCCAUCAUGAUGAUUACAGAGCAGCUCGAUUAUGAUUACCAUCCAGAAAUUUUACGUCAAAAGAAUAGCAAUAAGGAAGUACGAAUAUUCACAUAUUUACUGUCGACACACCAAAGGGACAGAAUAGUUAUGGAAGAUAUCGCAUGUGAAAAUAUGGGUUAUUACGCCAACAUUACCUUAUUUCAAGAAGUGCGAGAGAAAAUGUUAAAGUACAUUCCAGUUAUGUCUCGACCGAUCAAUUACAACAUCGAAGAUAAACAAAAUCCCAUUUGGAGCUACCUGUAUGUAGAUUUGGCCGAUAGGAGAAUAUGCAACUGGCUCUGGAAGAAGAGGGAAGGCAUAAGACAGCGGGAGAUAUUUUUGGACCAUGCCAAGAGACUGUAUCAAAGAACCAAGAAAAUUUUAACCAGCGAAAAUUUUCACCUUCUGAAAGAUGACCAUGAUUAUGGGGAAUAUGAAACACCGAGAAAAAAUUUUUUCAUGACAACUGUCUCGCUUCCUGUGUAUGAUCGCAGAACAGGUGCGGCUGAUCUGGUUGGAGUAGCAGCUGUUGACGUUCCUAUAAAGCUGAUUAAAUCACUGAUACCCCAUCAUAAGCUAGGAGUCAACGGAUAUGCUUUUGUAGUGACCAAUAAUGGCUAUGUGUUGAUGCACCCGGAUCACAGACCCACUUUUGGGGAAGAUAAAAUUCUCAAACCUACUUUCAAUAGGGUUGAUUUGCUUGAAGUGGAAAUAUUAGAUGAUCGUAACCAACCCCGAAAAUUUGAUAAAUCUGUGGUGGAGAUGAGGGAAAAAGUGGUUUUCAAAGGCCAUGGGAAGUCUUUUCUAAAAGUGAAGUUUGCUCUAGACGACCUGAAAAGGAUCAUGUUGACUGGCAGACAUUACUAUUACACAGAUAUUGGACCUUUCGGUUUUGCUAUCGUUCUCCCUGACAAAUACGGACAAAUUAAGAUAAACGACUCGAGAGUAACGUCAAAGUUUGCCAGGAGUCUUACCGAAUCCAAGAAUUGGAAGGUUCAUCCGCUCUGGAAAUACUGCAAAAACUGCGGUGUUGGAACCCCAGAGGCCAAAAUUAUCGAGUGCUUACGGAGAGGAAAUAAAUGUCAUUAUGAAUCUCUUUUGAAAUCGUUACUUCAAGAUGCAAAUAUCACCGAAUGGUUCGAUGAACCCAUUUUGAAUGAAAGAAUAUUCGUUGAUAAUUUUUAUGUCAGUAAAAUAUUCAUCGCCACACGAUCGGGAUUGACCAGAUGGAGGACCUAUACGAAAAAUGAGGAUGAGGAUGAAACGAACGAUUUCGAAAUGCUCUAUCCCAACUCGAUCGAUGAAGAAUGGUACAGGAGGGCUGUUGAGGAAAACUUCAACAACGAGGAUAUGUUCAUAUAUUCUGUUCCGUUCGAAAUAUCUGGUUACGAAAAUAAUACCAUGAUAACAGGUACGUCAGCAAUAUUUGUCGGAGACGGUAUUAAAAAGACUCCAGUUGCUACAAUAGGUCUUCAGUUCAAUCACAGAACGAUGUACAAUAUUUAUAAUAACAUAACAACAAGGUGCAAAAGUAGAAGGUGUAACAUAACCUGCGAAUCGGACUACCUUUCUUGCUUCAUUCUGGACAACAACGCCUACGUGGUUCUAAGCGACAACAGGGAACAUACUGGUAGGUACAUUGGCGAUCUGCGUCCAGAUAUAAUGUACCACCUAGUUAAGAACAAAGUAUAUCAUCCGACUAGGAUGUUCGACUACCAAGGUAUCUGCUACAAGGAUCCCUUGGAGGAGGAUCAUGAAGAAACAGCGAAGAAAAAGAAAAGAUUAAGGAGGAGCAAGAAGAACGCUUCGCCAAGGAUACAAUCUAUUAUGGGCAAUUUCAUGGAUGCGACCAAAUGGGCCCUUUCGAGUAUCCUUCUUUUGGCGCAAAAUGUGAUGGGAUUGAAGACAGCGAAAAAAUAUAAAAGCCUCAAAAAAGACACUUUAGCUUACGAGAAACUGCUGAUCAACAAAACAAUACCGACACCUUGUGAUAAAGAAAUGUGGCUGUUCACCUUAGGCAAUAAUUUCGUUGCUAGUCCGAUAAUUACGAAUAGAUAUUCCAAAUUCGACUGUCUUUGGCCUUUCGUUGUCAAUAAAAUAGCAGGAAGUAAUCUCCUGUUUCUCGCAAUAAAUUUGAACUGUAAAGUGGAUACCGUCCUAACGUACAAAAAAAGUCCACAACCAAUAGAAAUAAUUUAUACGAAUAAUACGGCAAUACGACAAGGCACAGCUCUACCAUGUUAUAUAGCCAAUAACAAUAAUUAUACCCGACACAUUUACACGAAAUGCUACAGAAGGGGCAUAAAUGAGGAGCAUCUCAAUCAAAAUAGAAUCUAUUGCGGCCAUUUCUGGGAAGGUCCCUAAAAACAUUGGGCUGCCUCUACUUCGUGUUUUAUUAAUGCUGAGAUAUUCUUGCAUUAUCUUGCUUGUGAAGAUCAAAUAUAUGUGCUCAAUACAUUUAUUUGGUUUG
Molecule: messenger RNA, 3859 nt
Organism: Coccinella septempunctata (seven-spotted ladybird)
Lineage: Eukaryota; Metazoa; Arthropoda; Insecta; Coleoptera; Coccinellidae
Product: voltage-dependent calcium channel subunit alpha-2/delta-3-like
Exons: 24
Coding region: 133-3753 (1206 amino acids)
Cellular component (GO): voltage-gated calcium channel complex
Molecular function (GO): voltage-gated calcium channel activity
Source: RefSeq, a predicted model, not a curated record